Messenger RNA from Poeciliopsis prolifica (blackstripe livebearer), 1143 nucleotides. RefSeq names its product transmembrane protein 126A (gene tmem126a). Gene Ontology annotation, biological process: mitochondrial respiratory chain complex I assembly. Gene Ontology annotation, cellular component: mitochondrion. Bases 179 to 787 code for a protein of 202 amino acids. Lineage: Eukaryota; Metazoa; Chordata; Actinopteri; Cyprinodontiformes; Poeciliidae. The transcript has a single exon. The record is from RefSeq and is a predicted model, not a curated record.
UGUAAACAAGCCUACCAGGCUGUGCGCAGGGUCAAAAAAACCCACGUUGCCUGAACAAGGAAUUGUGGGUACAAGAUGUCUGCGCCCUGUCUUUAACCUGAUAACGUUUCUAUGGUGGAGUUCGUCAAAGAGUCCUGUUAUUAGAACAAGGUUUGUUGCGGAUUUCGCCGAGAAGACGAUGUCUGAACACGCCGAGCAGCAGAGGGGACCGGGGUUGUCCAGGGCAGUGAUCGCCGAGAUGCUGCUGAAGAACUUCGAGAAGCUGUCUGACUCUGACCAGAAGUUAUUCACGUACGGACCUCUGUACCUGGGGGGAAACGCUGGGUUUGCGGGGCUGGUCGCCAACAGCCUGUACCGCAGGGUUCUGAACGUCCAAGCGGCGCGCAUCGCCUCCAGCCUGCCCAUGGCCGUGCUGCCCUUCCUUACCACCACCGCCCUGUACAGCGGCGUGGUGUCGCAGCCGCUGCUUUCCGGGGAUCUGAACUGCCCCACCUGCUCCCUGAUCAGAGGCGGGCUGGUCGGGCUGGUCGCUGCUGGAGUCUACCCGAUGCUGCUGGCGUUGCCGUUGAAUCUCGGCCUUGCAUCCAGAUACAGCUCGGCUCCGAUGCCAGAGAAGGGCACGAUGCUGCGGUACUGCGUGGAAGUCUCCAGACCCGUCUUUAACAAGAUGAGAGCGGUUUUCCUGCUACAGGCUGUCUUUGGCGGCUACCUGGGCGCCAGGCAUUUCCAAAGCUACGCCAAGCUGGCCCAGAUAACCUUCAGCAAGGGGGAAGAACUGCAGGAGUGAGAGGACUGGACUGAGAAUAACCACCUCAUUACAUACGAAUGAAAAUCGGAUUUACCUCUGGGUGCUUCCCAGAAAAUAAAACGACACAGCAUUUAUCACAGCAUUGUCUGAAAUCAUUUUGUCACAUCAUAAAACGGAAAUGAACCUCCCUAUUGCAAACAAACUCCUGGAAAUUCUGGUAAUGUUUAUGACAGAUUACCAGAGUCACACAAAGCUGUUAAGUUUUGUUUUUUAAGACUGACUGAAGAAAAAUAUAGUUUAGUGUACAUAAAUUGCGUUUUACUGUCCAUAUGUUGCUGUUCUCCGUUUCUAUAUGGAUGAUCUAUUGUGUUCAAAAUAAAGUAAAUGAUUGAUAA